Xiphias gladius (swordfish) is the source of this 1600-nucleotide messenger RNA. It is a transcript of the gene zmat5, whose product is annotated as zinc finger, matrin-type 5. The record is from RefSeq and is a predicted model, not a curated record. Lineage: Eukaryota; Metazoa; Chordata; Actinopteri; Istiophoriformes; Xiphiidae. The coding region runs from base 187 to 714 and encodes 175 amino acids. Gene Ontology annotation, molecular function: zinc ion binding. Gene Ontology annotation, cellular component: U12-type spliceosomal complex. The transcript is spliced from 6 exons.
GCAAGGACACCGUAUGUUAGCGACGUGUUGGAUUUGUUUUGUCUUUUCCGGCGCAGUUGCAUGUACUUUUUUCGUGGUCUUUUUAAAGCAAUAACAGAAUCACCGAGGAGCAGCCCAGCGCUCCACCAAUGUCUUUCAGAGGUUUUAAAGGUUGCACUGUGCUGAUUUGAACACAUAACCUGCACCAUGGGGAAGAGAUAUUACUGUGACUACUGUGACCGGUCCUUUCAGGACAACAUGCAUAAUAGGAAAAAACAUCUGAAUGGAGUCCAGCAUCACAGAGCUAAAAAGGCCUGGUUUGACCAUUUUAGAGACUCCGCAGCCAUUCUGUAUGAUGAGCAAACAAAGAAACCCUGUAGGAAGUUUCUCCAAAAAGGAAUUUGUGAUUUCGGCCCAAACUGCAGGUUUUCUCACAUGUCCGAAGAGGAGCUGUUUAACUUAAAAAGACAGGUGGAAGAUGAAAGACAGCAGAGGGAGGACUCUCGGGACAGAAUUAUGCCUGGGCGAAGUGUAGAAGAAUGGCUCUCUAGAAGGGAAAAGAAACGAAAUGCCAUCAGUAGCACAGGAGGUCUGAAAAACAAGGAAGACAGUGAAGAGGGCCAAACAGAAAGUCACAUACUUCAACAGCUUCUUUCCAUUCCUGACCUUCCACCAUCACUUCUACCUCCUCCUCCAGGCGGAUGGAAAGUCAAAGUGAACACUGAAUGGGGUUGAGAGAUAAUUACUUUGGGGUUCAAAUUACUGUUAAAUGGAUAUGUGACAUUAACAGAAGGGAGAAUGAUACAGAUAAAGUUGUUAAGGAAAAGAUGGUGUCAGGUGCAUAUUUGAAGGUUUGAAAUUAAGUUUUCAGUUGAUACCAAAAAGCUGUUUGUUGCCAUCUUAUUUUGAAAACUGGAAUAAAGUACUUUAUCAUGUCCUCUUUUUGUAUAAGUAUAAUUAUAAGUUUUUUAAGUAUAAGUAAUGUAUUUUUUAUUUAGAACUGAUUAAUUUCUUACAUUUUAUUUAAGAUGUCAAGUUUAAGCAGCCAAUUGAAAAAUGAGUAAAAGUUUGUAUUUACAUUAAAAAAAAAGUUUUAAACAAAAUCUAAGACUAGCAGUUUAUACUGGCAGUAAUCCUCAUAAUUGACAUCUUGACGAUGUCAGUGUGACUGUGUGUUGCUGAUGGCUACACCAUUAGCAGCAGAGUCCUUUACAUUGAAAUUCCUAUCAGGGGUUACAUUAGAUGUCGCGUAGUCCCGAAAGGAGUGUGGGAUUGCUGAUCAAAUGGAGAUCAUUUUUUGUUUUAUUUUAAUCCUGCGCUGCGUCACUGGGGGAAUCUCACGACUUCAUUUUAUUUCUAACCCAGCCACUGGAAAACUCCAUUUUACUUCCUAAAUAGUAAAGUUUGUUAAUACAUUUAUGUCAGCGAGCCUCAUGCAGAUCCAUUGGAUUUAUGACUAAUGUAUUUAUAUUUGUCACUGGCCUUUUAAAGACAUCAGAUUAUUCCUCUUAACUGAGGUUAUGCUGAGAUGUAUAUACUUUGAACUGUUUCCACAUCCGUUGUAUACACAAUAUAAUGUUUACAGCAGAAUCCUCAUUAAAGUGCUCGAUUUGUUUAUGUC